Panicum virgatum (switchgrass) is the source of this 1885-nucleotide messenger RNA. RefSeq lists its product as uncharacterized. The transcript is spliced from 3 exons. Bases 225 to 869 code for a protein of 214 amino acids. NCBI's taxonomy places the organism in Eukaryota, Viridiplantae, Streptophyta, Magnoliopsida, Poales, Poaceae. The record is from RefSeq and is a predicted model, not a curated record.
CGGAUAUCACGCCAGAUACGUAUCAAUAUGCGUAUCGGAUGUUUGUAUUUUUUUCUCUUUUUAUGCUGGAUACUUAUCGGUGGUUCCGUAUCCGAUACGGGAUACGACGCCGCACUGCCGUAUCGGGGUAACGUAGCGGCCGGCGGGUGGGGGAGGAAAAAGAUUAUUUUCCCCCAAAUCCAUCAUCUAGCUCUAGGAAUUGUUCUGCCAGCGGACCUCCCUACAUGGCGAGCAGCAGCAAUGGAUGCAGAGGAGGAAGAGGGCAGAAGGAGGCGUAUAGGUGGCGGAGCCGCUCCCCCAGUCCACACCACCCGUAUGAAUACAUCACUCUCCCGGGGGGCGACCGCUUCGACAUCCCCGAAGGCGACGACAAGCAGGAGUGGGUACAAUUCUUCGACGAAGCCGAUAGAGCGACCAGGGAGGUCAUUGGUAUAAACCGCGCCGCCAUCCUCGCCAAUAGUGGCCACCGCGACGGCUCCGUAUACGCCGUGUCCGGUGGAUGGCAUCAAAGAUAUCGAAUUUCCGACCGUAACGAGACUGGACUGGAACCGAUGACCCUCUCUGACCCAAGCAAUUGUUGUCCAGAUCGAGAAAACUGUUUCAUCCAUACACCGCGUCCCAUGAUGCAAAUAUUUUCAGUGAAAUUGGGCAAACUUUUAGAAGAAGAUGGCCCGGUUCAGUUAUACGGAUAUAUAGCUACCCGUGACCUUCUAGAUCCAUUAGUAAAUUACAUAGUUAAUCGGAGCAGGGAUGAUCCUAUCAUUGUAUACCAGGUGAUGGAAACAACACACUGUUCUGGUCUGAUCGAUGGCUCAUGGGCUGCUCAAUUGUUGAAAUCGCACCUGUGGUUGUUGAUGCUGUGCCACUAAAAAUUCGCAAGCAACGCACAGUUGCACUUGCACAGGCCUUGCAAAAUCAAUCUUGGCCCACUGAUAUUCAAGGAGGCCUCUCGCCGAUUGGACUGUUUGAGUAUCUCCAGCUGUGGGAUAUGCUGCUGGACACGACCCUCUCCCAGGAUGAGGAUGUGCACAUCUGGCGAUUGGAUAGCUCUGGUAUUUUCUCCUCUAAAUCAGCUUAUCGUGCCUUCUUUAAUGGAGCAAUUACUUUUGAACAUGGGCGGCGGUUGUGGAAAUCAUGGGCUCCUGCGAAAUGCAAAGUUUUUCUCUGGCUCGCCAUCAGGAAUCGGUGCUGGACUGCGGAUCGUCUGGCGAGGCGUGGCCUGCCACACCCGUCCAUGUGUCCGCUCUGUGACCAGGAAGAAGAAAAUAUCCAACACCUGCUUACUACGUGUGUCUUUUCCCGGGAGUUCUGGUUUAGAAUUCUAACGCCUAUGGGAUUUCAAGGCCGGGUCCCAAGCCGCCAUGAGAUUUCUUUUGCUGACUGGUGGAGAAAAGCAGUUAAAAAGGCCCCGAAAGAAACUAGGAAAGGCCUGAAUUCCACUAUUAUUUUGGGCGCCUGGGUUAUCUGGAAGCAUCGCAAUGCUUGCGUCUUUGAUGGUGCUCGACCUUGCAUAAACAGUCUCCUUCGGGCUUUCAGAGAUGAGCAACACCUUUGGUGUCUUGCUGGAGCUCGACGCCUGAGAACACUUGGUCAUGGUCUGGUUGGCGAGCUGGGUAAUCCUUAGCUUGUGGUUUCUAAUUUGUAGUAGGUCAGAUCUCGCCUCUAGGUGUGUGCGCUAUUGGAGUACAUCUUGAUCAUGUAUUUUUUCAACCCCUCAUGGCUCGGCCCGGAAUGAGGUGGUGAAGAUUGUAAGGGGCCGGCUCUUCUCUCUUUAAUACAAUGAUACGAAGCUCUCCUUCGUAUUCGAGAAAAAAGAAAUAAGUGUUUUAUGUACAACUUUGAUAGUUAUACAUAUAUAUUGUUAAAAAGGUAGAAUUACUAUGCA